AUGAACCGGCAGCUAGUGAACAUUUUGACAACCUUGUUUGCAUUUUUCUUAGAGACAAACCACUUCAGGGCGGCUUUCUGCAAAGACCAUGACUCCAGGUCUGGAAAACAACCUUCACAGACCCUAUCUCCUUCAGAUUUCUUGGACAAAUUAAUGGGAAGGACAUCAGGAUAUGACGCAAGAAUCAGGCCAAAUUUUAAAGGUCCUCCAGUAAACGUUACUUGCAAUAUUUUUAUCAACAGUUUUGGAUCAGUCACAGAAACCACCAUGGACUACCGAGUGAAUAUUUUUCUGAGACAACAGUGGAAUGAUUCACGGUUGGCAUAUAGCGAGUACCCUGAUGAUUCUCUGGACCUGGACCCAUCGAUGCUGGACUCCAUUUGGAAACCAGAUUUGUUCUUUGCCAAUGAGAAGGGGGCCAACUUCCAUGAUGUUACCACGGACAACAAAUUACUUCGUAUUUCAAAAAAUGGCAAAGUACUCUACAGUAUCAGGCUCACCUUGACCUUAUCCUGUCCCAUGGACUUGAAGAAUUUUCCAAUGGAUGUCCAGACUUGUACAAUGCAGCUGGAGAGUUUUGGGUACACAAUGAAUGACCUGAUAUUUGAGUGGUUAAGUGAUGGUCCAGUUCAAGUUGCUGAAGGAUUGACCCUGCCUCAGUUUAUUUUGAAAGAAGAGAAGGAACUCGGCUACUGCACAAAGCAUUACAACACUGGAAAGUUUACCUGCAUCGAGGUUAAGUUUCACCUGGAACGCCAGAUGGGAUAUUAUUUGAUCCAGAUGUACAUCCCCAGUUUGUUGAUAGUCAUUUUGUCCUGGGUCUCUUUUUGGAUAAACAUGGAUGCGGCCCCUGCCAGAGUUGCACUGGGCAUAACGACAGUCUUAACAAUGACCACCCAGAGUUCAGGCUCCAGGGCAUCUCUGCCGAAGGUCUCCUACGUAAAAGCGAUUGACAUCUGGAUGGCGGUGUGCCUUCUGUUUGUGUUUGCAGCCUUACUGGAAUAUGCAGCAGUGAACUUUGUCUCCAGGCAGCACAAGGAGUUUCUGAGGCUCCGGAGAAGACAGAAGAGGCAAAAUAAGGAAGAAGAUGUUACUCGUGAAAGUCGUUUUAAUUUCAGUGGUUAUGGAAUGGGUCACUGCCUUCAAGUGAAAGAUGGAACAGCUGUCAAGGCCACACCUGCCAACCAGCUCCCACAGCCCCCCAAAGAUGCAGAUGCCAUCAAGAAGAAGUUUGUGGACCGGGCAAAAAGGAUUGACACGAUUUCUCGAGCUGCCUUCCCAUUGGCCUUCCUCAUUUUCAACAUCUUCUACUGGAUCACAUACAAGAUCAUUCGGCAUGAAGAUGUCCAUAAGAAAUAG
Messenger RNA from Budorcas taxicolor (takin), 1359 nucleotides. It is a transcript of the gene GLRA2, whose product is annotated as glycine receptor alpha 2. The transcript has 9 exons. NCBI's taxonomy places the organism in Eukaryota, Metazoa, Chordata, Mammalia, Artiodactyla, Bovidae. Gene Ontology annotation, cellular component: synapse; plasma membrane; neuron projection. The record is from RefSeq and is a predicted model, not a curated record. Gene Ontology annotation, biological process: signal transduction; regulation of membrane potential; chemical synaptic transmission. Gene Ontology annotation, molecular function: glycine binding; transmembrane signaling receptor activity; extracellularly glycine-gated chloride channel activity. The coding region runs from base 1 to 1359 and encodes 452 amino acids.